AUGUAUGACGACUCUUUCGCGCCCGGGUUUGAGGACUCGGAGGCGGGCUCGGCCGAUUCCUACACCAGCCGCCCGUCUCUGGACUCCGACGUCUCCCUGGAGGAGGAUCGGGAGAGCGCCCGGCGCGAGGUGGAAAACCAGGCCCAGCAGCAGCUGGAGAGGGCAAAGCACAAGCCCGUGGCUUUUGCCGUGAGGACCAAUGUCAGUUACUGUGGCGUGUUGGAUGAGGAGUGUCCUGUGCAGGGCUUGGGCAUCAACUUCGAGGUUAAAGACUUUCUGCACAUCAAAGAGAAAUACAGCAAUGAGUGGUGGAUCGGGCGGCUGGUGAAGGAGGGAGGGGACGUCGCCUUCAUCCCGUCCCCGCAGCGGCUGGAGAGUGUCCGCCUCAAGCAGGAGCAGAAAGCCCGGAGAUCAGGAAACUCCACCGGUUUGGGCGACGUUGGUUCUCGGCGCUCCCCUCCGCCAUCUCUAGCCAAACAGAAGCAAAAGCAGGCGGAGCACGUACCUCCCUAUGACGUGGUGCCCUCCAUGCGGCCUGUGGUCCUGGUGGGGCCCUCCCUGAAGGGGUAUGAGGUCACAGACAUGAUGCAGAAAGCGCUGUUCGACUUCCUCAAACACAGAUUCGACGGAAGGAUCUCCAUCACCCGCGUCACCGCCGACCUCUCCCUGGCCAAGCGCUCCGUACUCAACAACCCGGGCAAGAGGGCCAUCAUUGAGCGCUCCACUGCCCGCUCCAGCAUCGCCGAGGUCCAGAGUGAGAUCGAGCGGAUCUUCGAACUGGCCAAGUCGCUGCAGCUGGUGGUGCUGGACGCCGAUACCAUCAACCACCCGGCCCAGCUGGCCAAGACCUCGCUGGCCCCCAUCGUGGUCUACGUCAAGGUGUCUUCCCCCAAGGUGCUGCAGCGUCUGAUCCGCUCCCGGGGGAAAUCCCAGGUCAAACAUCUGAACGUGCAGAUGAUGGCAGCUGACAAGCUGGUGCAGUGCCCGCCGGAACUGUUUGAUGUGAUCUUGGACGAGAACCAGCUGGAGGAUGCUUGCGAGCAUCUGGCAGAGUACCUGGAGGUGUACUGGCGGGCGACCCACCACCCAGCUAGCGGGCAGAGCCUGCUCAGCCCACCCACUGCCAUCCCUGGCCUGCAGAACCAGCAUCUGCUGGGGGAGCGGGGAGGCGAGGCGUCCCCGCUGGAGCGGGACAGCCUGAUGCCCUCGGACGAGGCCAGCGAGAGCUCGCGCCAGGCCUGGACCGGCUCCUCCCAGCGCAGCUCACGCCACCUGGACGAGGACUACGGGGACGCCUACCCGGACCUGUACCAGCCCCACCGCCAGCACACCUCGGGGCUGCCCAGUGCCAACGGCCACGAAGCCCAGGACCGGCUCCUCGACCGGGACUCUGAGCACAACCACAACCAGAGAAACUGGCAGUGUAACCGGGCCUGGGCCAAGGACAGCUACUGACGGCCACCGCCUCCCCCGCCUCCCCGCCCCGAGACGGGGCGGGCCGGCUGCCUUUAGGCUCUGCCCCUUCCUCCGCCGGUUCAGACCCUGGCACACCUCUCCUUCCUGCACAAGCUGCCACCAUGGGCAGUGCCCUCAGGCUGGGACUCCCGUAGGCACAGCCCCUACAGGCUCAGGGAAGGCCCCCCCUCUGGGGGCGACAGGGGAUGGCCAAGUGCCCGAGGCUCCCUCCCAGCUCCACACUAGAAAUGAGACAAUCACUGCCCUCCCCACCCUUCGGCAGGAUUUUGGGGGGGACGGGGGCAGGGAGGAUGGAGGAGCACAGAGAGGGAGCCUCUCCUCUCACUUUGGCUCCAACCCCAGCCCCCACCCGCCCACCCUGGGGACUCCUAACCCUCCCGUGAGACCUCUGACCCCGGGCUCCUCCUCUCCCCAGCUUAUAGUCGCAGCUCCUGAGUUAGACCUCGUAGUUGGGGGAGGAGGGAGGGUGGGGUUGGGUCCCACGGCCCUCCUCCUCUGGCACUGAGUGGCCCUCGCGCCCACCCCAGCCCAGCCCCAGGCAACAGAGCACGCCCAGAGAGCAUGCCCCAUGUGCCCAAGGACCGCCCCUCUGCAGUCCUCACCAAUAAACACCAUGCACUGCCCUCCGGCCCCGCUUCUUA
Molecule: messenger RNA, 2117 nt
Organism: Tachyglossus aculeatus (Australian echidna)
Lineage: Eukaryota; Metazoa; Chordata; Mammalia; Monotremata; Tachyglossidae
Gene: CACNB3
Product: calcium voltage-gated channel auxiliary subunit beta 3
Exons: 13
Coding region: 1-1455 (484 amino acids)
Biological process (GO): regulation of voltage-gated calcium channel activity; calcium ion transmembrane transport; chemical synaptic transmission
Cellular component (GO): voltage-gated calcium channel complex
Molecular function (GO): high voltage-gated calcium channel activity; protein binding
Source: RefSeq, a predicted model, not a curated record